CUGCUAGAGGCGCAAAUAACUGAGUGUCUAGCGUGAUUGUUGCAUACCACGUGUAUACAGAAUUCAUAGGUUUCAUAACCUAAAACUUGUGAAACGUGUUGACACACGUGAACUUCUACUCCAUUUCAUCAGCGAAUUUAUUUAAAAUAAAUAAAUAAAUAUGGCUAAAUUUUGUCUAAAAAAACCGAGUAAGCGGAUCCAAGCUCGUAAAAGAUAUAAGAUUGAAAAAAAGGUCCGUGAUCAUAAUAGAAAACUUCGUAAAGAGGCGAAGAAAAAUCCAAAAAAAAAACCUAAAUUGAUACAAGUUCCGAAUCAAUGUCCCUUCAAAGAAGACAUCUUGAAAGAAGUAGAAGCAUUAAAAAAGCAAAAAGAAGAAGAAAAACAGAAACGACGUGAAGAAGCAAAAGCAAGAAAGUUAGCAGAACGUGAAAAAAUAGCGUCUGGCGAUCUUCAAUCAUUAGUAUCAUCAACAGAAAAUAAACAACAGAAAUUUGAGUCCCGAACGAUAGAGAGUAUAAUGAGCAAUAAUCCAGAACUUGUCAAAGAGGAAAAUUCAUUAAAAGCUUAUUUCAAAGAAUUUAAAAAUGUAGUUGAUGCUGCAGAUGUAAUUUUAGAAGUUGUAGAUGCUAGAGAUCCUUUGGGAACGCGAUGUAAACAAGUGGAAGAAAUAGUGAGAUCAGCGAAGGGAAAUAAAAAAUUAGUUCUAGUAUUAAAUAAAGCAGAUCUUGUUCCUAAAGAUAAUCUUGAACAAUGGCUUAAGUAUUUGAAAAUGAGUUUACCGACUAUUGCAUUUAAAGCAUCUACUCAAAAUCAAUCAAAAAAAUUGGGUCAGAAACAAUUAAAUUUAAAAAAAGAAAAUAUAACACACAAUAGUACGUGUUAUGGAGCAGAAUUAUUACUUUAUCUAUUGGGAAAUUAUUGUAGAAACAUAGGAGGGCUAAAAAAAAGUAUAAGAGUAGGUGUUGUAGGUUUGCCGAAUGUUGGAAAAUCUAGUAUCAUAAAUUCUUUAAAGCGGAGUAAAGCUUGCAAUGUUGGGAGUACUCCAGGAAUCACAAAAACCAUGCAAGUAGUUCAUUUAGAUUCAAAAAUAAAAUUACUUGAUUCACCGGGUAUCGUGUUUGCGGACUCUCAUCCAGAUAAUGCUAAUGACUCAUCAGUUGCGCUUAAAAAUGCUGUGAAAAUUCAAUCACUGAAGGAUCCAUUUACUCCUGCUACUGCAGUUUUAAAGAGGAUUCCUAAACAACAAAUAAUGGAACUGUAUGACAUGCACAAUUUUUCUACGCCUGAUGAAUUUUUUGCAAAAAAAGCUUUGAGAAUGGGAAUGUUUAAGAAAGGAGGAGUGCCAGAUCCCGUAGCAGCAGCCAGAAGUAUUUUGAAUGACUGGAAUUCUGGAAAAAUCAGGUAUUAUACAGUACCACCAGAAUUGCCAUCUAGUGAAGUGUCUGCGCAAAUUGUCAGUCAAAUAGGAGAGGAAUUUGACAUCGAAAAAUUUAUGGCAGAGGAAAAAAUGGUACUUGAUUCGAUAGAGCAAGCAUCAUCGAAAACCAAUCUAACUGUCGUUGAUCCAUUACAAAUUGAUAGUACUGGACCCGUAGAUGCGGCUAUUGAAUUAGAAAAAAAGGAAUAUAAGUUGCAACAAUUAAAUGAAAAGCAAAAGAAAAAAAAUGAAGUCGAGAAAAGAGUAAAAGUAACAAAGAAAACCCAGAAAAUUGAUCCAGUUUUCGAAAUCGAGGGAAAUCAAAAGUUGAAUAAACACAAUAAGUUACUUUUCAAAAAACAGAAAAAAGAAAAAAUUAAACGAGAAAAAGAAGCAACGAAGCUAGCCAACCAAUUAGAUGAAUUCAGUAUGGAAGAUAAAGAAGAUGAAUAUGAUUUCGAUACUGACUUUAAUAUGAGGCAGUCAAAAGAAUGAUUUAAUUGAAAAUUAUUAAAAUUCAUAAUGACUUUGUUAUAAAUAAAUUAUCUAAAAAAAUUAA
This is a messenger RNA of Chelonus insularis, 1976 nucleotides long. RefSeq names its product Nucleostemin 1 (gene Ns1). NCBI's taxonomy places the organism in Eukaryota, Metazoa, Arthropoda, Insecta, Hymenoptera, Braconidae. Gene Ontology annotation, molecular function: GTP binding. Bases 161 to 1912 code for a protein of 583 amino acids. The record is from RefSeq and is a predicted model, not a curated record. The transcript has 7 exons. Gene Ontology annotation, cellular component: nucleolus.